AUGGAAGGUCAAGCCAUAAAUCAGUCCUCCAGUAGCGAGACUCCAGAAUCAACCGUUGAGCUUAACAUCAAGACGCUAGACUCACAGACUUAUACUUUCAAAGUGAAUAAGAAUGAAACAGUUUCUCUGUUUAAGGAGAAGAUAGCUAGUGAGGUAGGAGUGCCGGUUGGUCAGCAGAGGCUCAUUUUUCGAGGAAGGGUUUUGAAAGAUGAUCACCCUCUCUCGGAGUAUCAUUUGGAAAAUGGGCAUACUUUACACUUGAUUGUGAGGCAGCCAGCAGAACCAAUGCCAUCUUCUGGUACACCUUCAACAGGGGCCACUCCAAAUGAUGGAAAUGGUACAAAUGGUGGACCAUAUCGACAUCGGACACACAUCUCCCACAGUGUAGUUCUUGGGAGUUAUAAUGUUGGAGAUCAGACUGAAGGCAUUCCUGAUAUCAACCAGGUCAUUGGAGCCGUUCUAAAUUCUUUUGGAGUUGGUGGACAGCAGCAACCUACACAUAACAAUACUAAUGGCACACAGCCUUCUAUGCCCUCAAAUUUGUCUGGCCAAGCUCCUGGUAACACAUCUGAUGGAGCGCCUGGCAUCGGUGGUCAAAGCCAAGGUGGUCAAGGCCAAGCGGCGGGUCAUCCACAACCUAGGCAAGCAUUUCCUGGUGUAUCAAUUAGAGCAUCAAUGCCCCAUCUAGUUCAGAUUCCGAUUACAGCAGCUACUGCAAUUCCUAUUCCUUCAUUUCAAACGCCUAUCCCAGAUUCGUUAGACACUCUUUUGGAGUUCAUUAAUCGGAUGGAGCAGGCAUUGUCACAAAAUGGCUCUCAGCCAGAUACCCCCUCUGCUACAGCAGGACGGCCAAGGGAAGAGUUGCCUAGAAGUAGGCGAGGUGCAUCAACGCCUGAAGGACUCUCUGUUGUCCUGAGGAAUGCACAGCGUUUACUGGGUGGUCCAGCUGUCUCUUCUUUAUCUCAUAUUGCAGGACGUCUGGAGCAAGAUGGAUCCUCUUCAGACCCUGCUCUCAGGGCACAAAUUCAGACAGAGGCAGUGCAAGCAGGUCUUGCUAUGCAACAUUUAGGGGCCCUCUUACUGGAGCUUGGGCGCACGAUUCUGACAUUGAGAAUGUCACAGUCUCCGGAAUUAUCUUAUGUGAAUGCUGGGCCUGCUGUUUAUAUAUCUCCGGCAGGACCGAAUCCUAUUAUGGUUCAGCCUUUUCCUCAUCAAACCAGCCCUCUCUUUACUGGUGCAACUGCCUCAUCAAAUCCAGUAACUGGAGCAGUUGGUUUAGGAACCGCCCCAAGGCACGUUAACAUUCACAUACAUGCAGGCGCAUCACCUUCACCUAUGAUGUCCUUUCAACCAAGCAAUGGAGAAGGAGGACAAGGAGACGGCAAUACAAGCUUUGUACAAGUACCCCUAGUGAGAAACAUCGUUCCUGGUGCUGUUCCAUCUCGCUCUACCAAUGAGAAUGAUUCUGCUGGGGUUCAACCUGGUGCGGAUGUUGCUACUGCAGUUGCCGAACUUAAUGCAAGGAUUAGAGAAUUGGUAAACAAUACGCAAGGAAGAAACCAGAUUCCAUCUGGUACAGAAUCUCUCCAGCCAAAUACGUCUAUGGGCUAUGGUGUUUCCAGUACUAUGCCUGAGCAGCCUACCAACAUUGGAGUUACUUCCACACCCAAUGAGUCGAGUGGCUCACUGCCUGACUUACCAUCUGAAAGGAGUAUCUCAAUUGGCAAAAGUGAUAAAGAACAAUCAUCUUCAGCUCUGUUUGGAGAAUCAUCAAGCAAUAAAGAAGGUGCUACCAGUGAUGACAAAUCAACCAAGAAGGCUGCUCAAGAGGCAGCCUCAGCUACACCACUUGGAUUGGGGCUAGGGGGUUUGGACCGUAAGAAACGAAGCAAGCAGCCCAAAGCUUUAGGUAAGAAUGAUGAAAGUGGGACUCCAUCAUCGGUUGAAGCUGUGCAACAGAGCAGCAGUGGGUCCCAACAGCUUUUGCAAUCUCUCUUUUCUGGUAGUUCUCGCUCAGAUGAGACUGCUCUGAGACGCGGGCAAGGUCAAGGUUUAGAUGUGUCAAGCGCACUGACUCAGGUCUUGGAGAGUCCUGCACUGGAUGGAUUGCUAGCUGGGGCUUCUCGACAAGCUGGAGUUGAUUCACCAAAUAUGCUGAGAAAUAUGCUGCAGCAGUUUACUCAGAACCCACAGAUCAUGAACACGGUCCAACAAAUUGCCCAACAGGUGGAUGGGCAAGAGAUAGAGAAUAUGAUGUCAGGCGGAGCGCAGGGAGAGGGCGGCGGCUUUGAUCUCUCUAGAAUGGUGCAGCAAAUGAUGCCUCUAGUCUCACGUGCCUUUAGCCAAGGAGGACCAUCACUUCAACCUGUAACACAACAGCCUGAUGAUCUUCAACCUUUUCAGGCAAUUGUUCAAUCCAUGGCGCAAAUGAUUGAGCACUCUGAUCCACCGGAAGAUGUCUUCCGUGCAAUAGUCGAAAAUGCGGCAAUGAGCCAAGAAGAACUUGCGGACGAGCUCUGCGGCGAUGAAGAUCUGGCUCAUGAAUAUGCGAAGCUGCUAAGGCGUGAUAUCGAAGGCAGGCUAAAAGAUGAUCACGGUCCAUAA
This is a messenger RNA of Microthlaspi erraticum, 2604 nucleotides long. The record is from the annotation of a GenBank genome assembly. Lineage: Eukaryota; Viridiplantae; Streptophyta; Magnoliopsida; Brassicales; Brassicaceae.